GCCUUUUCUCAAACUAGUUUAAAGCCAGUCACUCUUGAGUAUUAAGGGUCUCUGCUUUGGAUGAAUCAAAAUGUCCAGUAAUCACAGACUUCUGGUGAAAAAUGCCAAACAGGUGGUUCUGAUCUGCAACAGUGGAGAGAAAUACCUGACAAAGCAUGGGAUGAAGAAUCUUUGUGUGAUUGAAAAUGGGAGCAUAGUAAUAGGGAGUGACGGGCUGAUUAAAGCUGUGGGUCCUGCUGAAACCAUCAGAGCUCAGUAUUCAGAGGCAGCGUUUGAUAAAGUGAUUGAUGCCACAGGAAUGUGUGUCCUGCCUGGUUUGGUUGAUGCCCACACUCACCCAGUGUGGGCUGGUGACAGAGUGCAUGAGUUUGCAAUGAAGCUGGCAGGUGCCACCUACAUGGACGUGCACCGGGCUGGCGGAGGGAUCCACUUCACCGUGGAGCACACUCGAGCGGCUGCGGCCUUGGACCUCCUGGCCUCCCUGAGCAGCAGGUUGGUUCGGAUGCAGCGAGCGGGCACCACCCUGGUGGAGUGUAAGAGCGGCUACGGUCUGGAGCUGAGGACUGAGCUCAAGAUGCUGGAGGUGAUCGAAGAGGCCAGACGCACCCUGCCCAUCAACAUCUCCUCCACUUACUGUGGCGCCCAUGCAGUCCCCAAAGGGAAAACAGUUGCAGAAGCCACAGAGGACAUCCUGCAGGUUCAGCUGCCACGGCUGAAAGAACAGAUGUCUGCUGGGAAACUCAGAGUCGACAACAUUGACGUGUUCUGUGAGCAGGGAGUGUUUGACCUCAGCUCCACUCGCUCCAUCCUGCAGGCCGGGAAAAACCUGGGCCUCAACAUCAACUUCCAUGGAGAUGAGCUUCAUCCCAUGAACUCUGCUCAGCUGGGAGCAGAGCUCGGAGCCUUGGCCAUCAGUCACCUGGAGGAGGUCACAGAUGAGGGGAUUGCUGCCAUGGCAAAAGCAAAAACUGCUGCGGUCCUUCUACCAACUACAGCCUACAUUCUCCGACUGCCUCAGCCUCGGGCCAGAGACUUGCUGGAAGCUGGCGUGAUCGUUGCCCUCGGCAGCGACUUCAACCCCAAUGCGUACUGCUGCUCCAUGCCAAUCGUCAUGCACCUGGCCUGUGUCAAUAUGAGGAUGUCCAUGCCUGAAGCUUUGGCCGCGGCCACCAUCAAUGCAGCCUACGCCCUCGGCCGCUCCCACACACACGGCUCCCUGGAGGUCAACAAACAUGGAGACCUGCUGGUCCUCAACACCACGCGGUGGGAGCAUCUGAUCUACCAGCUGGGCGGACAUCAGGAGCUCGUCCGUUACGUCGUCAUCAAGGGCAACGUCGUCUACGAUAAUGACAAAACCGUGGACUUAUAACCAGAUAAGAACGCCCUGCUGACUGAUUCUAAUUAGCGAAGGUACUGUCAAUACCACUACAAAUACAACUGGGGCAUGUAAUCAGGUGUAAGGAAAUGUAAAGUUUUUGGAAAUGUGUAAUCACAGGCUCAGUAUUUGUGUAAAACAGAGCAGAAAUGAUCAUGGUUUACUGGAACACGUGAAUAGAACAGAGCCAGUUUACCGUUAUUAGUCUUUAAACCUGUGCUUUUCCUUCUAUGACAAGUCAAAAUGUCUGCUGUGAAAAUUACAGGUCAUCAAAAUCCUGAUAAAAAUAAUGUCACUCGUCCCCAAUAGUCUGGACACACCCACAAAGCUUUUUAAUUAUAUAACCAACAACAUUACUUAUUGAUAGUCUUUAAUUAUGUUUAUGACUUGCCUGAUAACCUUUUACCUCAUGAUUUACAUCUGUGAUUACUCCACAAAUGUGCAAAAGCUUUGGGAUAAUGAAGACCUAAGAAGGAAACUCUGAUGCGUUUAACUUUCAACAGGGGGCGUUAUUAUCUGGAGAGCCAGUGGGCAUCCUCCCAGGGUUCUGAGGAACUCGAAUAGAUUAGUUGGGUGUUUUGUGCCAAGUUUUCCUGGGAAGGAAUGGACCACAGUGACCCACAGAGGCAGGGCUUACUCCAAAGUCGUGUUCCCGGCCACAUAAAGUCAGAUAUUUUGGUAAGAGGUCACGUCACACAUUAUCCUUCUCAGUUAAUUUGGAGCUUUUGAAUGAAAAUAUGUCCAAACAAGCAGAAUAUGGAGGAACAACACAGUACAAACAUGUGUUGUAAAGUGAAUUUAAAAAAUGGGACAUGAAAACAGACCCCUGAACAUCAUCUUUAUUAUCAUGACCUAAAUUUCCAAACUGUCAAACAGAUAAGUAAUGCAGAGAAAAGCUGAAAUCCACCAAAUCCAACAUUUCAAGUGCAUCAUUUACUCAACUUUAAAAGAGUUUAAGAAGUAAAUGUUGCUUUGAGGCUUGUUUUUUUUUUUUCAAAUCUGCACACACCCAUUAUUUAAUCAAGGAACUGAAAAGUACCUAAAUGAAAACAAAAUCUGCUUUAGCAGAAAGGAAAAUAAAACACAGCAGUUUUGGUCAGUUGCUGGCAAUGUAACAAAGUCUUGCAUUUUGUGCUUUUUUUUUUUUUGUUUCAAGUUCCUAUUAACUGAGGUUGCAGAAGGCACAUGUGCAUUGUUCAUUUCAUGGAAUUGCGCUUUAAGCUCUGCUUAGUGUAUCUCUGGAAAAUAAGACAAGUGUAACGUACAACACGCAAAGCUCCCUCUGAGCCACUUCACAUCCCACACAGUAACUUUUAAGGAACUUCUAAUUCCCAUAAAACUGGCAGUGUAAAACCAAAGCCAUUUUUCAUGAUUAUCUGCUAUGUACACUACAUAAAGACAAGAAAUGUGUUCUGUUUCUGAGAUACUGUAAGGUUUGUAGUGACUUAUGGAUAAACAUGUACAACAAUGCCA
Molecule: messenger RNA, 2848 nt
Organism: Lates calcarifer (barramundi perch)
Lineage: Eukaryota; Metazoa; Chordata; Actinopteri; Centropomidae
Gene: amdhd1
Product: amidohydrolase domain containing 1
Cellular component (GO): cytoplasm
Molecular function (GO): imidazolonepropionase activity
Source: RefSeq, a predicted model, not a curated record